UGUUUCACUUGCAAGAAUAUUAUUGUCUAUGAAAUCCCAAAUUCUGAUCAUUUUCUAUCAUGUGCACCAACUGCUUGCAUGUUGUUCCUACUCAAGCAGUCAACCAAGGAAUUCUAUGCGUGAUACAGAUAAAUGUCGGCGAAAACCGAAGUACGAUUCCAUAUAUAUAAAUUGUGGAGGAGGAGACACAGUUAUUGAUGGGAAAGUGUUCGAAGCAGACGAUUCAACAUCAAAUUACUAUAUAGCACCAAAAGAAAAUUGGGCUUAUUCUUGUUCUGGAGACUUUGGUUCGGAAAAUAACGGUUCCAGUCAUUACAUAAAAAACGGAAUUUGUGGUUCUGCUGAGACACAGUUAUACAAUUCAAGUCGCCUCUGCCCUCUUUCUCUGACAUAUUAUGGCUUCUGUUUAUUUAAAGGAAAUUACACUGUGACACUUUACUUCGCUGAAACUGUUUACCAAAGUGAUGAAGAUUAUUCGAAUUUAGGGAAACGUGUUUUUGAUGUAUAUAUACAGGGGCAGAGAGAACUAAAAGACUUCAACAUAAAAGAAAUGGUCAGCGGCACCAAUAAGACAUGGAAUGCAAAUUUCACAGCAUAUGUCGGAGAUGAUCAUCUAUUGACUAUCCACUUUUUCUGGGCCGGAAAAGGAUCUUUCCAGGUGCCAGGUAUUUCCUAUUCAAGUACUGCUGCCCUGUCUCUGAAUGGACCCCUUGUGUCAGGCAUUUCCGUAACUGCAAACUUCAAAGUUGGCACGGGACUAUCUCCUUCACAAAUUGCAGGGAUUACUGCAGGUUCAGUAUUUGCUCCUCUACUUCUGUUGGCUUUCAUGUGGAAAAUGGGCUGGCUGCGGAAAAGCGAGCUGGAUGAAAUAACCAUUGAGGUCCAAGGUGAUGGAAAAUCUUUCACCCUCAAACAAAUAAUCGAUGCUACUCGAAAAUUUAGCCCCAAAAUGGAGAUUGGCAGGGGACGCUUUGGAAUAGUAUACACGGCUGAAUUGCCGAAUGAGAUAAAAUUAGCAGUGAAGAAGAUUUCUCCUCAAUCAAAGCAACAUGGAAAAGAUGAAUUACAAAGGGAAAUCUUCAACCUGAAAUCUUUGCAUCAUGAGAAUCUUGUUCAAUUGUUGGAUGGCUAUUCUAUUAAAGACCUGCAUCUGCUAGUGUAUGACUACAUGCAUAAAGGCUCCCUUCACCAUGCGUUGUUUGAACCAAAUUCCACGACAAAACUUGAUUGGAAAGCUAGAUUUGAUAUCUGUCUGGGAAUAGCAAGAGGUUUGAGGUAUUUACAUGAAGAGAAAAGGUUCAAGAUUGUUCAUGGAAACAUAAAACCUAGUAAUAUUAUGCUUGAUAACUCUCUUACGGCGAAGUUGUCUGACUUUGGAUUGGCAACGCUUUGUGAUGAGGAAGAUCCAUUUAUGACCAUCAAAGCAAAAGGGUCGCGAGUUUACAUGGCACCUGAGUAUUCAAUGGGAAAAGCAAUAACUGUUAAAGCUGAUGUUUACAGUUUCGGAGUUGUCCUACUCGAAAUAAUUAGCGGGAAAGUUAGUGCAGAUUACACACCAAACCAAGAAGCUGAGUUUCUUCUUGAUAAAGCUGGUGUUUUGCACGAUAAGGGAAGAAUCCUUGAAUUGGUUGACAAGAAAUUAGCAUCCAGUUACAACAGAAAGCAGGCUCUCACUGUUUUGCUGUUAGCAAUGAAGUGUGUUAAUCUGUCUCCUACUCUCAGGCCUAAAAUGUCCGAAGUCGUCAGUGUACUUGAAGGUGAGAAAAGAAUCGAUGAGAUUUCUGAAGGUGAUACUCCAUCAGCAAAAAUUGGAGGACUGUGCGGUGCGUGUUCCAUGGUGUUGGACAUUGAGCCAAUUUCUUAGCCAAUUGGCAAUGUUAAGUUUGGUGAUGAAAACCUUCUGCCUCUUUUUUAUUUUGUAAUUAUUUGGGUCUAAUAAUGUGGUGGUGACAAGACACCAUUGAUGUGUGCGUGAGAGACUCCAUGAGAAAAUAUGUGUGUUUGCUUUGUCUGCUAUGAUUUAUUUGUGCUGUUAUGGCUGCUGGUAAUUCCGUGAAUUGAAUAAGAUUAUCAUUAGCCAUCCUUU
Populus euphratica (Euphrates poplar) is the source of this 2086-nucleotide messenger RNA. RefSeq names its product probable LRR receptor-like serine/threonine-protein kinase At1g53430. The transcript has 10 exons. Gene Ontology annotation, molecular function: ATP binding; protein kinase activity. Lineage: Eukaryota; Viridiplantae; Streptophyta; Magnoliopsida; Malpighiales; Salicaceae. Gene Ontology annotation, biological process: protein phosphorylation. The record is from RefSeq and is a predicted model, not a curated record. The coding region runs from base 29 to 1864 and encodes 611 amino acids.